Plasmodium cynomolgi strain B is the source of this 1230-nucleotide messenger RNA. Its product is annotated as RAD protein. Lineage: Eukaryota; Apicomplexa; Aconoidasida; Haemosporida; Plasmodiidae. The transcript has a single exon. The annotation marks the transcript as partial. The record is from RefSeq and is a predicted model, not a curated record.
AACACACUGUCUUGCCCCCAAUCCGUACCUCGCGGAAGGAGCCUCUCCGAGCUAUCGCUUUAUCUGAAGAGUGACACAGAACCAAGGGACUACCACUCCGAUAAUUAUCGAACUCACGAUAAUUAUCGAACUCACAAUAAAUAUCGAACUCACAAUAAUUAUCGAACUCACGAUAAUCAUCAAACUCACAAUAAUCAUCAAACUCACAAUAAUCAUCAAACUCACGAUAAUUACAUAAACAAAAAAAAUUACCACUAUCGCAGAGCGAACAAUUAUAACAGUGCAAAUAAUACAUACGAGCGGGAAAUUACAUCCGACAACAAUGUGCAUAAAAGAGGAGCAGGGCACGAGUUAACCCCCGUGAAUAAUAACAGUGUUUGCACCAAAUGCAAAUUAAAUCGCAUGUAUGGUGCAGAUAUUUAUAAAAAUGCAAACCAAAUGAAACCCCAAGACGGAAAUCGUUUUACAGACUGUCCAGAAAAUAAACACCUUUUAGAUAAAUUCAGCAUAAAUGGUAUACUCCCAUUUGGAUGUACUUACAGGGAUUUUUCUCAAGUCUUGUCUAACAAUGAAGUUUUAAAAAAAACAACUUACAUAGCAUUGGAUAUAAGUAUACGUAAAGCCUUCAUCGGUUACUAUUACUUUAUUGUUUACCUAAAUAGAUGCUACUAUAGAAUGAUGAAUAAAUUGAGCACAUGGUUCAUAGAUCUAGCAAAUUCUCGCAAUAUACCUAACGACGUUCGAGCAGAGUAUUGGGAGGGAUGUAGAAAGAAACUCAUAAAGGAUUUGGAGAUAAUGGAAGGAAUAUCUAAAUAUUAUUUCGAUAGAUAUAUUGCAGUGGCCCCUAGAGUAUGGACUAUAUUUUAUGAGUUGUUCUUGGCGCGCUGUAGAAAAGUGUGGAAAAAGGUUAUAUUGAAUAACAGGGUAGAGUGGAGCCGCAGAAUGUCCGCGUGGACUGUGAAAUAUAGUCAUGAAAUGAAGCUUGGGGAAAAGAAACGCAGAAGGUCGGAGAGCAGAGCCGACCGUGGUAACUGCACCCACGGAGAUAGCACCCACGCAGGUAGCACCCACGCAGACAGCACCCACGCAGACAGCAACAGUUCCCACGCAGACAGCAACAGUUCCCACGCAGACAGCAACAGCACCCACGCAGACAGCAACAGCACCCACGCAGACAGCAACAGCACCCACGCAGACAGCGACGACAUUGGUGAUCUGAUUUCUUGGUAA